UGCAUGAGAAAUGGACCCAGGAGCCUCAUACUACAGAAACUACAAAGUUCAAGAUACAAAGUGUUGGGCUCCGAAACUCCUAAUCUGAACUUAGCACCUCAGCCGCUUCUCUGUGUCAGAGUGACUUGGGUCCUGCAGGUUGCCUCGUCGUCCUAGGAAGAUGGCUGCACCUCCGUUUCAAGAGUCUACAUCCUAGGCAAGAGGAAGAAGGAAGUACAUAGAGAGUAUCCUCACACUCCCAGCGAUUUUGGCCUCCCUAUUGAAGGAUCUCUGGGAGAAGCACAAGCCCACAACUUUCACCUACAAACUAUUGCUUACAAGUUAGUCCCUUGGUCUCAGUAUCUACAAGAUAGAAGAGCAUUUUGCAGUAGUCAAGAAAAUUAGGCCUUAUCAGCAGGAAGAAAGAGGGAAUGUGUGAUGCAGAAAUGACCAUCCUUCUCAACCAGAUACCACACAGCCUAAAUUCAGGCUGUUACAAUAUAAUCAAAUUCCAUCAGCCCAGUCACAUCUUAGCUUUAGGAGCUCUGAUCACUGACUUGCAAAUCCAAAAGUGUGUUUUGUGAUCCUAGGCCACAGGAAGAACCAGUUUGUCCCACAGACCUCUUACAGAGAUGGCAUUCACAGUAUAUCGAGAGUCCAGCUUCAGAGAAUACGUACUCCACUGGCAGCACGAAGAAGAAAUACACAGGAAAAUGCAAUAUCGCACAAAGCAGCACCUGAGGACAAAUGAGGACGCUCAGAAACAUGCGCACUGAAAAUGUCCUGAAAAGGGUUAAACAUGUCAAGCAGCACUGCCUCUGGGAACCAGAAAAUUACACUGUUUUAUAACAGAGCCUGAGCCUGGAUGCUGGCGCUUAAAAAUGUGCAUUGUGUGUACUUUUCCUUCCAUUUACACAUUUUUUGACUCUGUGGUAAAAUGUCCUUCUCCUCCAUGUACCCAUAUUCAUGCAAGCAAACGUUACCAGACUGCCACCGUAGCAUUUUAGUUAGUGCACAGCCUUCUCUGUUCACCACAGUAUAAGCUUCUCCCAUUUUAUUCUGCUCAUAUUUCUAUUACGAUAAAAGACUUAAGCCAAGUAAAUAUGUAGAAAUACAUACAUACAUACAUGUACACGCAAGAAUGAUUCAAACAGAUAAACACAGAGAAACACAAACCCUGAGGGAAGUGGGGCUGGAAAUUUUCUUCAAUCUGUACAAUGUACUUUCAGUUUUCAUUUCAAUCUUCCUCAGUGGUUUCCACCGAGCAACUGAUGAGAAACAUCACAUCUGAGCCAAUCAAAAAACUAACUUCCAAAAAGAUUGUUCCAGUUCCUCAUGGUGACCAGCCAGCCUCUGCCUCCUUUUUCCUCUCUUCCAAAUGGGAGACUCAACCAUAAUAGAAAGAAUGGAGACCUAUUAACUGCCUUUCUUCAGUGGGCUGUGAUUUUCAGAAGUGAAUGCUAAGAGCACAGAUGAAAAUGGCAAGUUCCCUGGCCUUUCUUCUGCUCAGCUUUCAUGUCUGCCUCCUCUUGGUCCAGCUGCUCACUCCGUGCUCAGCUCAGUUUGCUGUGCUUGGACCCCCUGGGCCCAUCCUGGCCAUGGUGGGUGAAGACGCUGAUCUGCCCUGUCACCUGGUCCCGACCAUGAGUGCAGAGACCAUGGAGCUGAGGUGGGUGAGUUCCAGCCUCAGGCAGGUGGUGAGCGUGUAUGCAGCUGGAAAGGAAGUGGAAGACAGGCAGAGCGCAGGGUAUCGAGGGAGAACUUGGAUUCUACGAGACGGCAUCGCUGCAGGGAAGGCUGCUCUCCGAAUACACAACGUCACAGCCUCUGACAGUGGAAAGUACUUGUGUUAUUUCCAAGAUGGUGACUUCUAUGAAAAAGCCCUGGUGGAGCUGAAGGUUGCAGCACUGGGUUCUGAUCUUCACAUUGACGUGAAGGGUUACGAAGCUGGAGGGAUCCAUCUGGAGUGCAGGUCCACUGGCUGGUACCCCCAGCCCCAAAUACAGUGGAGCAACGCCAAGGGAGAGAACAUCCCAGCUGUGGAAGCACCUGUGGUUGUGGACGGAGCGGGUCUGUAUGCAGUAGCAGCAUCCGUGACCAUGAGAGGCAGCUCUGGGGAGCAGGUGUCCUGCAUCAUCAGAAAUUCCCUCCUCGGCCUGCAAAAGUCAGCCAGCAUUUCCAUCGCGGACCCCUUCUUCCGGAGCGCCCAGCCCUGGAUCACAGCCCUGGCAGGGACCCUCCCUAUCUUGCUGCUGCUUCUCGCAGGAGCCGGUUUCUUCUUGUGGCGACAGCAGAAGGAAAAAAUUGCACUGUCCAGGGAGAUGGAAAGAGAGCGAGAGAUGAAAGAAGAGGGAUAUGCCGCAUCAAUGCUGGAAACAAGCAUUAGAGAGACGCUCCAGGAGGAACUCAGGUGGAGAAAAGUCCAGUACAUGGCUCGGGGAGAGAAGUCUUCAGCCUAUCAUGAAUGGAAAAUGGCCCUCUUCAAGCCUGCGGAUGUGAUUCUGGAUCCAGACACGGCAAACCCCAUCCUCCUUGUUUCUGAGGACCAGAGGACUGUGCAGCGUGCCGAGGAGCCCCGGAAUAUGCCAGACAACCCUGAGAGAUUUGAGUGGCGUUACUGUGUGCUUGGCUGUGGAAGCUUCACGUCAGGGAGACAUUACUGGGAGGUGGAGGUGGGGGACAGGAAAGAGUGGCAUAUAGGUGUGUGUAGUAAGAACGUGGAGAGGAAAAAAGGUUGGGUCAAAAUGACACCUGAGAACGGAUACUGGACUAUGGGGCUGACUGAUGGGAAUAAGUAUCGGGCUCUGACUGAGCCCAGAACCAACCUGACACUUCCUGAGCACCCGACGAAAGUGGGGGUCUUCCUGGACUAUGAGACCGGAGAUGUCUCGUUCUACAAUGCCGUGGAUGGAUCUCAUAUCUACACCUUCCCACAUACCUCCUUCUCCGAGCCUCUGUAUCCUGUUUUCAGAAUUUUGACCUUGGAGCCCACUGCCCUGACCAUUUGCCCAGCACAGAAAGGAGUAGAGAGUUGCCCGGAUCCCGACCUAGUGCCUGAUCAUUUCCUGGAGACACCAGUGGCCCCGGGCUUAGCUAAUGAAAGUGGGGAGCCUCAGGCUGAAGUAAUGUCUCUGCUUCUCCCUGCCCAGCCUGGAGCUGACGCCUCCCCCUCCACAGCAACCAAGCAGAACCAUAGACUGCAGACAUACACUGAAGCACUUGGCUGAUUCUCAUUCAAUUAUUCAUAUGACAGUUGUUUGAGUUUGGUACCAACUUAUUGUCCGCUUAUACAGACAAGGAAACUGGGGUGCAGAAAAGUGAAUUCGCUUUACAAAGUAGACAUGACUAGUGACCAACAGAGCUGGGAUGCGUUCAUCAGUGACUGACAGUAGAGAAUUUUAAACGUUCUGGGUGCUGUGUUAGGAGCUUUGGUGGGUGUCACUCUUUUCAUCCUCACAGCACCCUGUCAGGUAGUCUCAUUUUUCGAGUAUGGAAGCUGAGGCAGCGUGACAUUAAGUAACCUACAUAACUCAUGGUAAUUUAUGCAGCUGGGGGACGUUCAGCCUCAGUCCCUGGCCACUUGCCCAUUCUUUUCCAGCCUGAUUCUUCCCCCGUGGGAAGAACUCAGCUGUAGCCCUGAGGUUCCCUUCCCAGGAAGGCUCCAGGGUGGGGAUCAUUGCAGGUGGUUGUGGGAUUGACAACCCUAUUGACUCCUCUCCAGCUGAUGGUCAGAGCCUGAGACCCAGCACUCCUUGGAUUAGCUCUGCCAAGUGUCUUGGUUGAGAGAAUAACCUCAUGGUACCCACAUGACACGUGACUUGGAAAGAGACUGGAGGCCACACUCAGUAAAUAACUGAUGUGCCUGCCCAACAACUGUGCUGAGUGAGCAUGCAGCCAGAGCCUGGCUUCCUACAGUCAGGGUUUCCAGGCAGAGCAAAUACCCUGAAGAUUCUCUGUGAUGCAGGAAAUUUGGAUCAAGGAAACUAGAAUUACAGGGAUGUCUUUAAUCCCACUGUGGACUCGCUCUCCUGGACAGGGGUCUGUCCACCCCCCAUCAUUGGUGGGUGUUAAACCCAUAUUCCUUUCAACUGCUGCCUGCUAGGGAAACUGCUCCUCAUUAUCAUCACUACUGUUGCUCCCCUCUGUAUCCCCUCUACUUGGCAUGUGCUUGUCAAGUCCUGGUUGUUCAAUAAAUUUGUUAAAUAAUGCU
Messenger RNA from Callithrix jacchus (white-tufted-ear marmoset), 4189 nucleotides. The record is from RefSeq and is a predicted model, not a curated record. NCBI's taxonomy places the organism in Eukaryota, Metazoa, Chordata, Mammalia, Primates, Cebidae.